UAGACCACAACAAGCACCCACGGCCAGCACCCUAACAGCUGGACCUGGCGCGCUCCAGCCCCCCACACUAACAACACUCGCUGGAUGGCCCAGGCUCUCCUUAACACCUUCAGGAUGGCACCUAGGAGGGUCUUCGUGAUCGGGGUGGGCAUGACGAAGUUUGAGAAGCCUGGUCGGAGGGAUGACUUUGGCUAUCCAGUCAUGGCUAAAGAAGCUAUCGAAAAGGCCCUUCAAGAUUCUAAGAUUACAUAUGACAAGAUUGAACAUGCAUGUGUUGGAUAUGUCUACGGGGACUCCACCUGUGGUCAGCGUGCCUUGUAUGAAGUAGGCAUGACAGGUAUACCAGUGUACAAUGUCAACAACAACUGUUCGACAGGCUCAACAGCUCUUUUCAUGGCUCGCAAUCUUGUCUUGGGAGGGCAGGCGGAAUGUGUGCUUGCUCUUGGUUUUGAGAAAAUGGAACGUGGCUCUCUCAGUAAUAAGUAUACUGAUCGGGAGAACCCAAUAGAGAAGCAUGUAAUAUGCUUGGCAAAUAUGGCUGAUAUAGAGAAGGCUCCCAUUGCUGCACAGUUUUUUGGAAAUGCUGGUCUAGAACACAUGAAAAAAUAUGGAACUACUCCAGUUCACUUGGCCAAGAUAGCUUACAAGAAUCACCUACAUUCCACUAAUAAUCCAUACUCCCAGUUCCAAGACAAAUACUCUCUGGAGGAGAUAAUGAAUUCCCCAAAAGUGACAGGCCCUCUGACCAAGCUUCAGUGUUGUCCGACAUCUGAUGGUUCAGGAGCAGCAAUAUUGGCCUCCGAAGAUUUUGUAAUUGCUCAUAACCUGCAAAAUCAAGCUGUAGAAAUUCUUGCAAUGGAAAUGAUGACAGACCUGCCUUCCACUUUUGAAGAUGAGAGUGCCAUGAAGCUUGUGGGUUAUGACAUGACAAAGAAUGCAGCUCAAAAGGUGUAUGCAAAGGCUGGCUGUUCAGCCUCAGAUGUGGAUGUGAUUGAGCUUCAUGACUGCUUUUCUGCCAAUGAACUAAUUACUUAUGAAGCCCUUGGUCUGUGCGGAGAGGGCGAAGCUGGUAAAUUCAUUGAUUCUGGAAAUAAUACCUAUGGUGGAAAGUAUGUUGUGAACCCCUCUGGUGGACUCAUCUCGAAGGGUCAUCCUCUAGGGGCCACUGGCCUUGCACAGUGCUCCGAGCUGUGUUGGCAGCUGCGAGGUGAGGCAGGGAAACGUCAGGUCCCAGGGGCAAAAUUAGCUCUCCAGCACAAUCUUGGACUAGGGGGUGCCGUCGUUGUAACUUUAUACAAGAUGGGCUUCAGAGGAAAUGACCGGGGAAUUGUAGCAGCUGCUACAAAAGCUGCUGAAGGCUUUCAGAGUGCUGCCAUUUUUAAUGCUAUUCAAGAGGCAUUGAAGGCUGAUGGCCCUACACUAGUAAACAAGGUGAAGGGUGUGUAUUGCUUCGAAGUGAAGGGUGGUCCUGGUGGUAGUGAGGCCAAAUGGAUUGUUGAUGCAAAGAAUGGAUCAGGAUCUGUAACACUAAAUGGUGCAGCUAAACCAGACGUAACGAUUAGCAUGGCUGAUUCAGACCUUGUCGAUUUGAUGGAAGGGAAGUUAAACCCUCAGAAGGCCUUCUUCCAGGGCAAACUCAAAAUCAAAGGCAAUAUGGGUCUGGCUAUGAAACUGCAAGAAUUCCAGAAGCAAGCACAGCAGCUGAAGGCUAAAUUGUAGCUUCCCUAUGAAUAUGAUAUUUUCCCAGUAUUUCCAUUCUUUAUAAAUGCAAAAAUGACACACACUUCCUUCAACAUAAUUGUCAAACUUCAAACAACUAUCCAUCCAGUAUGAAUGACACCAGCUUCAAGUGUCAGACUUAAAUUGAACAAGAUUACUAUGAGAAAUAACCGGAAAGGUUCUGUAUUUGUUUCCUGCAAUUACUGCAGGUAAGGCAGAUAUAGAAUCUCGCCUAGUAGUACUGUUGAAUAUAGACAGUUUCAUGUGGUUAUAUAUCUUGCACAACUGUAUUGUCAAAAGCAAAUUUCACACUCCAACCUUGGUGCUAAUACAUUCAUAUUUGUAAAAAUUGAAUCAUACAGUUUUAAAUGUGGCGGUGAGAAAUAAAUUGUGUGAUAUUUAGUGUCAUUCAUUCGGAAGUACUCAAUUUUGUCCGCAAGUCCUGGACCUGGCUUCUCCUCGGGUAAUUUUAUAGUAAGCAUUCACAACUGAAGCAGUGGCAUUGAAGUGUUUCGGUCUUCAAUUUGUUGCUAGACUAAAGUUUAAAUUUAAAAGGAUUUUUGUUUUUUGUAAGAUUUUGCAGAUAUUGGUCACUUGUCACUCGCUAUCCAUUUCAAAUGUGUAAAGUGUGUAAUAAAGUCUGGGAUGUUUCUAACA
Molecule: messenger RNA, 2376 nt
Organism: Procambarus clarkii (red swamp crayfish)
Lineage: Eukaryota; Metazoa; Arthropoda; Malacostraca; Decapoda; Cambaridae
Product: sterol carrier protein 2
Molecular function (GO): acyltransferase activity, transferring groups other than amino-acyl groups
Source: RefSeq, a predicted model, not a curated record